GUUCAGAAGCUGCCUCUUCGAUAGGAAGAGGAAGGCUUAGACAAAAACUGUUAUACACAUCUCUCUUCGAGCCCUCGAUGAGCGGGUGAAACUUCCUCUCCGUCUUCUUAUAUUUGGAAUUCAAUUAACAUUAAAGAUGGGCGAGUGGGACUUUCUCGGAAGACUGCUGGAUAGAGUCCAGACGCACUCAACGGUGGUGGGAAAAAUCUGGCUCACCGUCCUGUUUGUGUUUAGGAUUCUAGUCCUUGGCGCCGGUGCCGAGAGAGUUUGGGGCGAUGAGCAGUCAGACUUCAUCUGCAACACAGAGCAGCCGGGGUGCGAGAACGUCUGCUACGACCAGGCGUUCCCCAUCUCACACAUUCGUUUCUGGGUGCUGCAGAUCAUCUCGGUGUCCACACCUACUCUGGCCUACCUGGGCCACGUCGUCCACGUCAUACAUGUGGAAAAGAAAGUGAGAGAGAUGAUGAAGAAAGAGCUUCAGAACGAGCAAAUCAAUCUGUUCCUCAAGAAAGGCUACAAAUUCCCUAAGUACAGCAGGGACAAUGGGAAGGUCAGCAUUCGGGGGUGUCUCUUGAGAAGCUACAUUCUGAGUUUGCUUUGCAAGAUACUUUUAGAGGUGGGUUUCAUCUUGGGCCAGUACUACCUUUAUGGCUUCACUCUUCAGGCCCAAUUCGUCUGUGUCCGUUUUCCAUGUCCUCACAAGGUGGACUGUUUCUUGUCAAGGCCUACUGAGAAAAGCAUCUUCAUUUGGUUCAUGCUGGUGGUGGCCUGUGUCUCUUUAUUCCUAAAUGUGAUUGAGAUCUUAUAUCUUUUUGUCAAGAAGAUCAAUGAGUGUCUCAGCCACAAAAAGGACUACACCAUUACACCCGUGAUCCCGGUUGUGAACCGGAAGGACUUCAAAAAAACAGAUCAGGUGGUUCAGAACUGGAUGAACCGUGAGCUGGAGCUUCAGAGGAGGGAACCUGGCAAUGAGGCAACUAAGAGUGUGGCUUCAGAGGAGCAUAGUGCUGACGGGCAAGAGGUCCAUAUCUGAUCAGCAGGUCUCUGUACACAAUGGCUUUCACACGGUCAGCUUGACAAACAGCAACUGAUCCAAGUGACUUGUGCAUGGUCGAGACCCCCAACUUCAAGCACGCUAUGACCCUCUCUCUCUGUUUAACAAAUCAAUAAUGUACUGCUGAAAGUUCUUCUGUUUUUGUUUGUUUUUGCUUUUUUUCUCAUUUAAGUUGGAAAUUGUACUCUGUAGAAAGAUUUGAUAAAAGUAAAGCUUCAAACUGUGCCUGUAA
Messenger RNA from Carassius gibelio (silver crucian carp), 1286 nucleotides. Its product is annotated as gap junction Cx32.7 protein-like. Gene Ontology annotation, biological process: cell communication. NCBI's taxonomy places the organism in Eukaryota, Metazoa, Chordata, Actinopteri, Cypriniformes, Cyprinidae. The transcript has 2 exons. The record is from RefSeq and is a predicted model, not a curated record. Gene Ontology annotation, cellular component: connexin complex. The coding region runs from base 137 to 1033 and encodes 298 amino acids.